Messenger RNA from Theobroma umbraticum, 1147 nucleotides. Its product is annotated as inositol diphosphatase DSP1-like. The record is from RefSeq and is a predicted model, not a curated record. NCBI's taxonomy places the organism in Eukaryota, Viridiplantae, Streptophyta, Magnoliopsida, Malvales, Malvaceae. Gene Ontology annotation, cellular component: cytoplasm. Gene Ontology annotation, molecular function: phosphatase activity. Gene Ontology annotation, biological process: protein dephosphorylation.
AAACAAAAAAAGGGAGCUGCGUCUAUAUAUAAAGGUGCCAUGUUCAUCUUCCAAUCCCCACCUUCCUCAACUCCCUCGCCCUCUCCAUCUCCCUCUACUUUUAACCAACAGCACCCCCAGUUUUCACUCUGUUAGUGUAAAUCUUUCUUUCUUUUCUCUUUUAACUGUCACCCUGCAGCCCAAGUCAGAAUCAUCCCCAACCCCGAAAAGCACAUUCUCCUUGAUCCGAACGCUCUCUCUCUCUCUCUCUCCCCCUCUUUCUCUUUCUUAUAACUAUAUAUUUUUCAUUUUUCAUUCAUGAAAGAGGACACUAACACCGAACUCUACCAAAACCAACAACAACAACAACCAGGGAGCCAACAGAUGUGCAGAACCAUACAAGUUGUUGCCACCGUUGACCACGUCGACAUGUCGCCGCCGGUCUUCUCUCCGGUGAUGGUCGCUGCCAACACUGGAGAUGACCUUAACUUGAUUCCUCCGUUGAACUUUGCUAUGGUUGACAAUGGCAUCUUCAGGUCGGGUUUCCCUGACUCUGCCAACUUCUCUUUUCUCCAAACACUUAACCUCCGCUCCAUCAUAUAUCUGUGUCCUGAGCCCUAUCCGGAAGCCAACACUGAGUUCUUAAAGUCCAACGGGAUCAGGCUUUUUCAGUUUGGAAUUGAAGGUUACAAGGAGCCAUUUGUAAAUAUCCCAGAGGACACAAUUCGUGAAGCUCUAAAAGUUGUCCUUGAUGCAAGGAAUCACCCAGUUCUAAUUCACUGUAAACGAGGGAAGCACCGAACUGGCUGUCUGGUUGGAUGCUUGAGAAAAUUGCAAAGAUGGUGUUUGUCAUCUGUCUUUGAUGAGUACCAAAGGUUUGCAGCCGCAAAAGCUAGAGUUUCAGAUCAGAGGUUUAUGGAGUUGUUUGAUGUUUCUAGCUUAAAGCAUCUGCCAAUGUCAUUUUCUUGCUCGAAGAACAACCGCGUGUAUUGAACGGCUUUUGCUUUCUUUCGUUUGCAGAGGAGAAUGCUAGGUCCUGCAUUGGAAUAAAUAGGGGAAGGUGAUGAGUUCCUGAAUUGCAUUUUGGCGGUAAAGGAAUUAUUCUUCCUUUUUCCUUUUCAAGAACAAUAAAAGGCGUACAUAGUGGCAAUGUCCUGUUGUGAUGUUC